Abrus precatorius (Indian licorice) is the source of this 351-nucleotide messenger RNA. RefSeq names its product PLASMODESMATA CALLOSE-BINDING PROTEIN 2-like. The record is from RefSeq and is a predicted model, not a curated record. NCBI's taxonomy places the organism in Eukaryota, Viridiplantae, Streptophyta, Magnoliopsida, Fabales, Fabaceae. The transcript has 2 exons. Bases 1 to 351 code for a protein of 116 amino acids.
AUGGCAACAUCAGCUCGAAACAAAAUGCUUUCUCUACUGAUAUUAACCCUUGUGAUGUUAGGGAUGAAGAAUGUGGAAGCAACUUGGUGUGUGGCGAGGAGUGACGCUAGCUACUCAGCACUAAGUGCAGGGUUGAAUUAUGCGUGCUCACAUGGAGCUAAUUGCAGGCCUAUUCAGCCCGGUGGCUCAUGCUUUAACCCAAACACCAUACAAAAUCAUGCUUCUUAUGCUUUUGACAGCUACUAUCAACGCAUGCGUAAAGCCCCUGGCUCGUGUAAUUUUGGUGGUGCUGCCACCAUUGCCGUAACCGAUCCAAGUUUUGGAAGUUGUGUGUACCCACCUUAUUCAUAG